GCUACCGCCUGUUCCUGGUUAACGUCACCACCUUAUUUGGCCGGGCCGUUCGCUUCCGUGUGGCCCCAUCUCCACUACCAACACAGCCCACUUUACCACUUCCAUUGUGCGCUCAGGGGAUUCGGGUCCUCUGUAACGGUCCCCCAGCCCGCUACGCACCCCUCUUAGCUUGUGCCUCAACAUUUAACCACGCCGCGCAACCCCUUCCUGAAUGCUGGCAUUUUCCUUUGUUCUGCACAUAGAAGCCGGGGAAGACAUCUAUCUCGACUAAAACAAGCAUUCUCGAACGAAAUUCUUCAUCAUCUGCGAUAUAUCUCGUUCCGAGAUCGGAGCUGGCCAAGCUAGAACUUAAAACAAUUUGUGACUAGCCAACGAAGUAUCAACCAACCAUGGCUCGACAAUCUGCGACUACGGCCACAAAAGCCGAUGUUUCUAGCGAAAAGCCAGCCAACAAUACAUAUGAGAAUGCUGAUGGCAAGAAGGAUUUCUUCUGGACUUAUACUGAGGAGCCUCACCGCACACGCCGCAUGGCAAUUAUCAAGAAACAUCCCGAGAUCCUGAAACUUUGCGGACCCGAGCCCCUUACAAAAUACGUCGUAGCAUUCGUUGUUCUGCUGCAAGUAAGCAUCGCCAUUACGCUUCGAGACACUCCAUUUUGGUCAUUGAAGUUUUGGUUCUUCGCCUACGUUUUUGGUGCGACUGCCAACCAGAACCUCUUCCUCGCCAUCCAUGAAAUCUCGCAUAAUCUUGCUUUCAAGAGCGGACUUGCAAACAGACUCCUCGCAAUUUUUGCAAACCUGCCCAUUGCAAUUCCUUACAGCGCCUCCUUUCGCCCAUAUCAUCUUACUCACCACAAAUCGCUCGGUGUCGAUGGACUGGAUGUAGACUUGCCCACUGCUUUUGAGGCGAUUUUCCUCGACUCCAUUCUCGGCAAGGCCUUCUUCUGCACCUUUCAGAUCUUCUUCUAUGCUCUCCGGCCUAUGGCCAUCUAUCAGAUCCCUCUUACCGGGAUACAUGCACUCAAUAUUGCCGUCCAGGUUGCGUUCGAUUUCGUCUUAGCACGCUACGCUGGUGGCCAUGCCGUUCUCUACCUGCUACUGUCGUCCUUCCUUGCUGGCAGUCUGCAUCCUGUCGCCGGUCACUUCAUUGCUGAGCACUAUGUAUACGAGAAUAUCACACCGACUCAGAAGAACCCCGAAAACAAGGUUCCUAUUCCCGAGACCUUUUCUUACUAUGGUCCUCUGAACGUGCUUCUCUACAAUGUCGGUCUGCACAACGAGCAUCAUGACUUUCCUGCUAUUCCCUGGACUCGCUUGCCAGCUGUCUACAACAUCGCUCGCGAAUUCUACGAGGACCUUCCUCGUCAUGAAAGCUGGACAUAUGUAAUCUGGAGAUUUAUUUGGGAUGAGAACGUCGGUCUUAAUUGCCGUGUCAAGCGCCAGGAGGGUGGCCGCCGUGUUGGAGGCACUGCCAGCUGGAACGAGUCUGAAGUCCAAGCUUAAUCUUCAGACUGCAUAUUUGCGAAUUCUUCAUCUUUCAAGGCGUUUCUCGGCGUAUCGGUUCUUAUUCUACUUUAUUUGAACUCUUGACUUCUGCUGUCAGUUUGCAAGAAAAAAAGCAUUGACAUUGUGUUGCUCAAUACGAGAGGAUGGUAGACAAUGUACGUGUUUAUAGGCAGUCGUAAAAUAGAACUCAAUACUGAAAUCAAUGCUUAGUUACACAGAUUACAAACAAAACAU
Messenger RNA from [Torrubiella] hemipterigena, 1739 nucleotides. The record is from the annotation of a GenBank genome assembly. NCBI's taxonomy places the organism in Eukaryota, Fungi, Ascomycota, Sordariomycetes, Hypocreales, Clavicipitaceae.